Ceratina calcarata is the source of this 1668-nucleotide messenger RNA. RefSeq names its product phosphatidate cytidylyltransferase, mitochondrial. NCBI's taxonomy places the organism in Eukaryota, Metazoa, Arthropoda, Insecta, Hymenoptera, Apidae. Gene Ontology annotation, molecular function: phosphatidate cytidylyltransferase activity. Gene Ontology annotation, cellular component: mitochondrion. The transcript is spliced from 2 exons. Gene Ontology annotation, biological process: cardiolipin biosynthetic process; CDP-diacylglycerol biosynthetic process. The record is from RefSeq and is a predicted model, not a curated record. Bases 470 to 1582 code for a protein of 370 amino acids.
UAAAAUGUUACGUUGCAAUUUAACAUUAAUUUACAAUCGUUUAGAAUAAAUGAGACUACCGACUAAAGUUCUUGCAUAGUAUUAAAUCAUCGGUUAAACGGAAUGGAUCUCGAUUAAAUACAGGGCGCAGUUGAUUAGAAUUGUCAAAAGAUUUUCACCGUUUCGUAUCGAAACUGUAGGAAGAUUUGGGACUUGGGACCGAAAGUAUUUGUUUCACUUCGGCUGACACGUAUUAUAUGUAUUAUUCUUCAACGCUGCGUUUCGUGUUUCGAUUGUAGCCGAAAAAUUUGAUAGUACAAGACAAAUCAACUGUACUCUAAUUAAAUUUGCAUGUAAGAACAGUUACAGUAAUACUGGUCAGUGAUCAGACUAAGAUUCUUACUUUAAUAUUCAAGGACAAACGAACAUUAUGCAGAGUUAAAGAUAUUGGAUACAUUCGCAUAGAUUAUAUUGUUAAUAUCCCAGUACAAUGGAAAAGAUAAUAGGAAGUCAGCAGCUCAGAGGAAUGCUGAAAGGUUUUCCAAAAAAUAUCAAGUUUUGUUUUGCAUAUGGAUCGGCUGCGUUUAAACAAUUGACCAAUCUAUCUAAUAAUAUGGUGGACCUUGUUUUCGUUGUUCGUAACGUGAACCAAUGGCACGCCGAGAAUUUAGAGCUUAAUCCUAAACACUACGCCCAGCCGAUGAGAUUUUUCGGACACAGAGUCAUUACUAAUAUACAAGAAAAUUGGGGUGCUAAAAUAUAUUACAAUACGUUAGUUAAAAUGACCGACGGGCAUAUUAUCAAGUAUGGGAUAGUUUCCGAGGUUUCGUUGAUAGAAGAUUUGUUAGAUUGGAACGAUCUUUACUUAGCGGGAAGAUUGCACAAGCCAGUUAAAGUAUUGGUGGAACCGAGCGAAAGCUCUCAGCUGCCUACAGCCCUAGUACAAAAUUUGCAUUCGGCCGUGCACGCCGCAUUACUGUUGCUCCCACAACACUUCACGGAAGUCGAGUUCUAUAAAACUAUAGCUGGCCUGUCUUACAAUGGUGAUUUUCGAAUGACCUUCGGUGAGAAUAAAGAAAAGAUUAGCAACAUCGUGUUGCCUCAGCUGGCGCAUUUUAAAGAAUUGUAUACUCCGAUCUUGCAACACUUCGAAAAUUACGUGGACAUUCCGAAGUCUGAGGCCAUGGUCGCUCAGUGCUCUCAGGAUACGAGUCCGACGACAAAGAUACACCAUUUAAAUCAGUUGCCUAGAAUACCACAGGUGAAGCUUGUCAGGGCAUGGUCUCAGGGUCCACGAUCGAAGGACACGGAGGACUGUCUACGCGCGAUCGCUUACGAUCCCGAAUGCGGUCAGAUACUAGAUCAAUGUUUGAGAGAGAUCGUCUGGAAGUCGAGCGUUACUCAGAGUCUAAAGGGGAUCGUCACUGCUGGAUUUGUCAAAUCUGUUCAAUACAGUACAGCGAAAAUAAUAAAGAUGUUGCAAACGGGUCAGCAACCGAGUUCCCUUCAACUAGAAGCGGGUCAGAGCAAAGUCGACAGCAUAGUAGAAAGCGUGAAGAGUCGUACGCAACCAAAGACAACCGAGAAACGUGUAGAGCAAUAACAUCUAUUUCACCGAUACUUUAAUCCUGUCACGUGUACCGUAUUUCACAUGCAACUGUGUUUUUAAUAAAGUCCUCGUUUGGCCAA